This is a messenger RNA of Formica exsecta, 1428 nucleotides long. Its product is annotated as tRNA dimethylallyltransferase-like. Gene Ontology annotation, molecular function: zinc ion binding; tRNA dimethylallyltransferase activity; nucleic acid binding. Gene Ontology annotation, cellular component: mitochondrion. The record is from RefSeq and is a predicted model, not a curated record. Bases 265 to 873 code for a protein of 202 amino acids. Gene Ontology annotation, biological process: tRNA modification. NCBI's taxonomy places the organism in Eukaryota, Metazoa, Arthropoda, Insecta, Hymenoptera, Formicidae. The transcript is spliced from 8 exons.
UUCAUAGAAAAGAUAAAUCACAGAACGGGUAGGAUUAAGAUUGUUAAAAACGGAAUUGACGAAGAUUUGUGGUUGAAUUUGUGUUACAGAUCUUUGGAAGUUUUCCACCAACACGGAAAAACGCAUUCGGAGCUUCUGAAAGCCCAACGCACCGCCGGUGGCUGCGGAUUAGGAGGACCCCUCAGAUAUCCAAAUUCCAUUAUCCUGUGGCUGCGCUGCAAUAAGAAAGUCCUAGACAACAGACUGGACGACAGGGUCGACAGUAUGGUGGAGGCCGGUUUGCUGCAGGAACUACUCGACUUUCAUCGCAGGUACAACGAGCAACGGAUUAAGUCCAACACAUUACCCGAUUACACGAAAGGCAUCUUUCAGAGUAUCGGCUUCAAGGAGUUUCACCCUUACCUCAUACUGUCCGAAGAGGAGCGCGCGAGCGAGAAGGGGAAGAAAUUACUACAACAAGGAAUCGAUGAUUUAAAACUCGUCACUAGGAGAUAUGCCAAGAAGCAAAAUAAAUGGGUGAUGAACAGACUGAUUCGGCGUGGCGAUCGACAGGUUCCUCCUAUUUAUUCUUUAGAUUGCACCGACGUGACGAAAUGGGACAGCCGCGUCCUAGAACCCGCAGGAGAGAUCGUUUCCGCAAUAAUACGCGGUGAAAAACCCGAACAGAGACCAUUGAAUGAAGAUUUCGAAAACCAAAAAACUACUGACAGCAGUACAAACACAUAUCACUAUUGCGAGGUAUGUGAGAAGAUAUUUGUCGAAGAGAAUCAAUGGCAGGCACAUUUGAAAGGUGCGAGGCACAUGAGAGUCUUGAAAAAGAAGAACAGAGCGGAGAAGGCACAGGCCCAAGAAAAUCAAUUGACGAGCUCAUGACACGUAUCAGUUUCGCUAUAAAUGCGCGAAUAUUCAUUCUUGCGUUUAUGUCUAGCGAUCAAACUAUCAGAACUUUACCAGUCGUUGGAAGAUACAAAUAAACGUCAGUGCCCCUUUGCUGUGGUAAAAUAGAUUCCUGCCACAUAUCCAAUAACUCAUCUCCUGAUGGUAAUAUUCGACUACAGAUCUUGUUCCAAGCAUUGGUGGGACAUUGAUCAACAAUAGAUGUGUCCAGAAAAUGAUAUUAGAAACGCGUAAUAUUACAAUAAAUCAAUAAUCAGUAGUAUUGAUGCAUCAGGCGAACAAUACGAAUGGAACACAAUGCGAACUACAUGCAUUGUAUUCCAAUUAUAGUCUUGCAUUGAAGUGCGAAAAGAUGCUCUUUCAACUACCAGCGCUAAGUUAAUUUAUUCACGCGAAUAAAUUCUUUCCGCUCCUCUAAUAUGUUAUAAUAAUGUCGAUUAUAUACGCUGUUACAAAACAAUAAUUCUUCACGAACGUCAUAUUACAAUAUUGUGCGAAAUCUUUUUCUUUUUAAAUAUAAAUUAUAUUUCA